Exaiptasia diaphana is the source of this 1410-nucleotide messenger RNA. RefSeq names its product retinol dehydrogenase 12. The transcript has 5 exons. The record is from RefSeq and is a predicted model, not a curated record. Gene Ontology annotation, molecular function: oxidoreductase activity. The coding region runs from base 83 to 1273 and encodes 396 amino acids. NCBI's taxonomy places the organism in Eukaryota, Metazoa, Cnidaria, Anthozoa, Actiniaria, Aiptasiidae.
UUCUAGUGUUCUGUUGUUUUACAUGUAACUGCUUUGUCGUGUUCUUCUCUUCAUCUCCUUGUCUUCAUAACGCUCUUUCAAAAUGUACAGAGAAAUUUUCAUGAUCCCUUUUGUAGCAGGCUGUAUUUUAUUUAGCGUCGAGGCAGUUGGUGGAGGCUGUGAAGAUCACCAUCCCAAGUGUAUGCAGUGGGCAGCUAAAGGAGAGUGUGACAAGAACCCACAAUGGAUGCUACGACACUGUAGAAUGAGCUGUGGACAAUGUUCAAUGGCUAAUAUACAUGAGCUUGUCAAUCAUGCUAACUUUGAAAUAAGACGCUCAUUUAACGUUUUUGUGGGAAUAUUUGGAACUCUACUUGUAGCCCUGUUCAUCAAGAUGUCAUUUUAUGGUGCAAGCUGUGAAAGUACUGCUAAACUUGAAGGCAAAACCGUCAUUAUAACUGGUGGUAACACAGGAAUUGGUAAAGAAACAGCCAGAGACUUAGCGUGGCGUAAAGCUCGAGUAAUCCUGGCUUGCAGAGAUGUCUCUAAAGGAAUUGAAGCAGCCGCAGAGAUCAUGGAAAGCACUGGAAACGARAACGUCGAGGUUAAAAAGCUUGACUUGGCAAGUUUCAAGUCARUCAGAACAUUUGCUGAAGAAGUUCUUCAGGAAGAAGAGAAAGUCAACAUUCUUAUUAACAAUGCUGGCUACUUAGGAUCGUAUGCAAAGACGAAGGAUAGCUUGGAAAACAAUUUUCAAGUGAAUUAUCUUGGCCAUUUCUUACUCACUAAUCUAUUAUUGGACAAGAUAAAGGCAUCUAGUCCAGGCAGGAUUAUCAAUGUAUCAUCUGUGCAGCACAGAUUUGGUAAAAUUAACUUUGAUAAUCUUCAAGCAGAGAAGUCUUAUGGGAGRUUCACUGCUUAUAAUCAAAGUAAACUCGCUCUAGUCAUGUUUACYAGACAGUUGGCUGAGAAAUUAAGAGGAACAAAUGUCACAGUCAAUGCCCUGCAUCCCGGUGUUGUAUCAACAGAAAUAUUCCGUGACUUUUUCGUCUAUCGAAUGUGGAUCUUUCGACCACUUCUUUCCAUAGUUUGUUACUUCUUUUUYAAGACAACAAUCCAAGGAGCACAAACUACAAUUCACUGUGCCGUUACUCCUGAGUUAGAGCAUAUUACUGGGCAGUACUUCAAAGAAUGCCAGGAGGACUCUUGUGGAGAAAAUGCUAAGGAUGACGGCGUAGCAAAGAAACUUUGGGAAGUCAGUGAAAGGCUUUGUGGCUUAUGUACAGAACACUAAGAUGCUAUUCAAAUAACAUUUAGGUUAAUUGGGGCUCACCAAGAUGUUAGAGACUGUGAAGCCAAGCCCUUAAUUUUGACAUUUGAUAUAGAAACGGAGAUUUUUACAGUCAAAAGACAUAAGCGCACUCCCUCAAA